AUGAGGGAAGUCGGUAUUUUUUUAUUGCGCGAAGAAAAUUUAGAUUUGGAAAAAGCGGAGGAACUAGUAAGAUUGCAGGAAACGUCUCAUAAAAUGUUGCAAGGGAGAUUAUCUACAAGAAAUAUAUCGACAGUUAAUUUCGGAGUAAUAUGUCAAUUUUGCGGAGAAAUAGAUCAUUCAGCAAAGGAAUGUAGAAGUACUAGGGCAAAUUGGAGGAACGUUCAACGAAACGUCGAAAAAGGCUGUUAUUCUUGUGGCAAACCGGGCCAUUUCGCGAGGGAAUGUCGGACUUUUGGGAGAUCAGAACAAAUAAAUCAGGUAGUAUGUAUUUCCUGCAAACGGACAGGACACUGGUCGAGAGAAUGUCCAACGAAAAAUUGGAGAGAAACCCAAUAUCAUAAUAAUCAUCAUUGUCAAGUGAGUAAAGAGUUAAAGAUCGGAAAUAUCAGGAGAGUUUACCUUGAUCAAAAUAAGUCGGAAGAAAUACCGAAAAAUGAAAUAACGGAAAUUCAGAAGAGUGAAUCUCGCAUUGAGAAGAGGAGCGCGCAAGCGGCCGAAAAAAUAAAUGAUGAUAUUUUGACAAAAGCAAAUGAGGAGAGUUUACCUUGA
This is a messenger RNA of Harmonia axyridis, 609 nucleotides long. RefSeq lists its product as uncharacterized. The transcript has a single exon. Lineage: Eukaryota; Metazoa; Arthropoda; Insecta; Coleoptera; Coccinellidae. Gene Ontology annotation, molecular function: zinc ion binding; nucleic acid binding. The record is from RefSeq and is a predicted model, not a curated record. The coding region runs from base 1 to 609 and encodes 202 amino acids.